UGCACGUGUGUGUAAGAUCCUAUGUUUUGGACAGCUUCAGACCACAUUUCUAUCGAUAUUUUUGCAAAAUUAACUGCCUGAAAAUGCCUCGAAAACGUAAGGUAGAAGAAGAUACGAGCAAGAAAGAUACAAAAAAACAGAAAGUUAUUGAAUUCAGAAAGGAAGAAAAUCGAGAAAUAAAUUCUGAGGAGGAACCUUCAACCUCGAAGAAUCCAUAUAAAUUACCCAAAGUCGAUAAAUCUUGGAAUAUGAAAAUUUCAUCUUGGAAUGUCAAUGGUUUGAAGGCAUGGAUACAGAAAAGUGACUCUUUGAAAUAUGUUAGAAAGGAAGACCCAGAUAUUUUUUGCAUUCAAGAAACGAAAUGUGAUGAAUCAAGUUUGCCUAAGGAGGCAAGUUUUCCAGGUUAUUUUUGUUACUGGGCUAACAGUGAAACAAAGGGUUACAGCGGUGUUGGACUUUUUUCAAAGAAGAAACCAAGCAAAAUUACUUAUGGAAUAGGCGUAUCGGAGCAUGACAAGGAAGGGCGUGUUAUCACAGCAGAGUAUGAACAGUUCUUUUUGGUUACAUCAUACAUUCCCAAUUCAGGUCAGGGAUUAAAAAGACUAGACUACCGUCAAACAUGGGACAAGGCUUUUCGUGACUAUCUAAAGAAGCUGGACAACACGAAACCAGUCAUACUUUGUGGAGAUCUCAAUGUUGCUCACAAGGAAAUAGAUUUGACCAAUCCAAAAACUAAUAAAAAAACAGCAGGUUUUACGAAAGAAGAACGCGAGAACUUCACAGUGCUUCUUGAACAAGGUUACGUUGACACCUAUCGCCAUUUUUAUCCUGACAGAAAGAACCAGUACAGUUUCUGGUCAUACAGAGGAAAUGCUAGAGAAAAGAAUGUAGGAUGGCGCUUGGAUUAUUUUGUCGUUUCUGAAAGGUUCUUGCCUAAAGUUGUGCAUAGUUUUAUACGAGAUGACAUUAUGGGCAGCGACCACGCUCCGGUUGUUAUACUGUUGUCCAUUUAAAAGAACAAGACAUUGUUUCAACUAAAACCUCAGGACGUUUAGGGAACGUGGAAAACUGUUCAAAUUAAUGGUAAGCUUGUUUUAACGAGACACUAAAUUGAUAUUUUAUGUUAUACAUAAGAAAGAGACUUAUAUGUUAAUAGGGUUUAUCAUUGCUAUGGUAUGGCUUAGUGGCUUAUAAUAAUAGAAUGUAGAUUUUGUAUCUU
Dendronephthya gigantea is the source of this 1219-nucleotide messenger RNA. RefSeq names its product DNA-(apurinic or apyrimidinic site) lyase-like. The transcript is spliced from 12 exons. Gene Ontology annotation, biological process: base-excision repair. NCBI's taxonomy places the organism in Eukaryota, Metazoa, Cnidaria, Anthozoa, Malacalcyonacea, Nephtheidae. The record is from RefSeq and is a predicted model, not a curated record. Gene Ontology annotation, cellular component: nucleus. Gene Ontology annotation, molecular function: double-stranded DNA 3'-5' DNA exonuclease activity; DNA-(apurinic or apyrimidinic site) endonuclease activity; endonuclease activity. Bases 84 to 1013 code for a protein of 309 amino acids.